CAGCGUGAACGUCGCCGCUAAAAUUGUGAUCGUUCACUCCAUUCAUUUUCUCGGGAGAUCAAGAUCAACCAGUUCACAAAAAUCCAAAUAUGCUGCCCACCAAAACGGACUCCCGUCGACGUCUCAACGUUGGGGGCUCCGCCUCACCGUCUGGCGACUACAUCAAGGUGAUCGAUGGACAGACCGAAACGGAUGGAUUUGUGAACGAGCAGUGGAUGGAACCGGAGUUGAUUGAGCCCACGCCAUGGAAAACGAUACUCAUCAUCCUCAUCCUGUUCAUAGGCGGCACAAUAUCUAUUUGCUUUGCCACCAAUCUAUGGAUGGCGGAUAUCAAUCGAGAGCGUAGUGACCGUGUAUGGGCUUUGUCCAUUAUUGGAGCACUGACCAUUAUACCCGGCGGCUACUAUAUGUACGUGCUCUACUGCGUUCUGCUGCAUCGUCAUGGCUACACCAUGGACGAUAUUCGUCGACUGGGAUAAGGACUCACAAAUUUGUGUUUGUUUUUUGUCGUACGUUUUGUCAAAUACAGUUUUAUUGCAUUUACUUUACACUA
Messenger RNA from Drosophila persimilis, 553 nucleotides. RefSeq names its product transmembrane protein 230. NCBI's taxonomy places the organism in Eukaryota, Metazoa, Arthropoda, Insecta, Diptera, Drosophilidae. Bases 90 to 479 code for a protein of 129 amino acids. The record is from RefSeq and is a predicted model, not a curated record. Gene Ontology annotation, cellular component: endomembrane system. The transcript is spliced from 2 exons.